UACUAAAUAGAGUACUGUAUUGUGUUGAGAAGCCUGAGAAGGAAGAUGCAGCACUAUCUACCGUUGUGCACUGAUCUCUGAAAAGGUGAUUGAUCCGGGAACACCCUCACCCUCUCAUAUCUCAGUUCCCACUUCCCCGCUCCCCAAAUCAACGACUCUAUCAAUACCCAAACUUAUAUAUACUCUUUACAUCUCUCUCAGCCCAAGUGCUCAAUCCGACUACCACGACUUCACCACCACGAGUCCACGCCCACGACCACAAGCCUCUCUCUCUCUCUCUCUCUCUCUCUCUCUCUCUCUCUCUCUCUCGUUCCUCGUCCUCGACCAAGUUUGGUAAAAAAAAUCCUCCAAUGCUCUUUUAAUCCUCUUUCAAUUACAAAACCCUAAUUCCAAAAUUGGUCAUAAAAUCAUUAGCUUGUUAAAUUGUGUGAGUGGCGAUUCAUGACUGCAAGUAGCCUAUGUGUUUCUUGGGUUGAAUUGUGUUAAAGAAAAAUCCAUUUUCGAGCUUUCAAGAGUUUUUGAUUCUCAAUCAAUUGCAGAUCACUCUGUUUUAUGAAUUACUUGCAAUCGUAACCUCCUUCACAGUCGUAGUAUUUUCUUGUAACAGUUCAAUAAAAAUGUCUGAAAAGGAGAGUUCAUCUGUUUCUUCUACGGUAAUCCCAGAAGAUGAAGACCAUACUGCUGAUCUGCCUCGCACUUUCAAGUAUUUAAUGGCUACACAGUUUCUGGCUAGAGGGAUUCCUUUCAUAUUCAAUACAUGGAUUGUCCGGCACCUCACUGAAGAAGACUAUGCUUUGUAUGCUGUCCAAUUUCACCUAUUUGUCACUUGUGUCUUGUUCCUUAGUCGCGAGGGUUUUCGAAGAGCAUGCAUGAGGGCGGACUUCAGAUGUGAUGAUACAUCUGGAGGGGCAAAUGCAGCUAAACUACUAAAACUAGCUUGGAUGACUAUUCCACUAGGAGUAGUUAUUUCAGUUUCUGCAUGUUUAUUAAUCUUCUGGUGGCAAGAUUUAAAUUAUUCAAAUCCUUAUGCACAAGCUAUCUUGAUUCAUGGUUUUGCUUGUGUGCUCGAACUCUUGGCAGAGCCACUGUAUAUUCUCUCUCAGAAUUUGCUUCUCCUCAAGCUAAGGUUGAUUGUUGAAGCUGCAGCAACCCUUUUGCGAUGUGUGACAACCUAUGUGCUCAUAGUCAAAAGCACAAAUAUGGAAAAAGCGAUUGUAUUUGCAUUAGCUCAAACUGCUUAUGGAGGUUGUAUGUUCAUUGGUUAUUGGGGAUACUUCCUUUUGGUGCAUGCAUACAGAAUUUCAGAUCUUUUUCCUUUCAGAUUUGGAACUAUGUUAAAUCUUGAUAAGCAACUCUCGAGUAUGUGUAUGUUGUUUACCUUUCAAUCCUUCCGCAAGUUAAUACUUCAGGAAGGAGAAAAGAUGGUGCUUGUAUGGUUUGAUACACCAUAUAACCAGGCUGUGUAUGGACUUGUGGACAAAUUAGGAAGCUUAGUGGUGAGGUUGGUGUUUCUCCCUUUUGAAGAAAGCUCAUAUACUACAUUUGCAAGGUCUGCUGCAGGAGAACAUGCACAGAAGAGAACAAAAUUAGGAAAAUGUCUUAUUGAUGCUCUGAAGCUCGUUUUAUUGAUAGGUCUGAUAGUUAUGGCAUUUGGACCAAGCUUUUCUUACUGUCUCAUCAGAUUGUUAUAUGGUCAGAAAUGGAGUGAUGGUGAAGCAUCUAAAGCUCUCCAGCUUUAUUGUCUGUACAUCGUUCUUCUGGCUAUGAAUGGAACAUCAGAAGCAUUUUUGCAUGCAGUAGCAACAGAGAACCAACUCAAACGCUCGAAUGAUUCGUUGCUAAUAUUCUCGUUGGUUUAUAUUGUUCUAAAUGUAUUACUUAUUCGAUCAGCUGGAGCAAUUGGAUUAAUUCUUGCAAAUUCCCUGAAUAUGUUGCUUAGGAUCAUCUAUUCAGCCGUGUUUAUCAGGAAGUAUUUUCAGGGUACUUCCUCAUUUUCCUUCAGGAAGUGCUUACCUUCAGGUUGGAUAAUUUUGCCAGUUUUCUGUUUGGCAACUCUAAUUUCUGAGCGAAUUUUCCUGGACCGGGACAAAUUUUGGCCUACAUUUUCGAUUCACUUCUCUGUUGGGGUUACAUGCUUCUCUAUAGCUGCCACUGUCAUCUACCGUGGUGAGAGAACUUUCAUCAACAAUGUUGUACGCUUCCGUAAGCACGCUGAUUAGAAGAGGAAGUUAUGAACAUUUUUCCACAUACUGCUACAAGUGCUGUUAAAGGUGGGGAUACUACGCUUCUGCAAGGGCAUUGAUUAGAACAGGAAGUUAUGAACAUUUCCCAUUCACUGCUUCAAGUGCUUUGUUAAAAGGUGGGGAGAUUUGAUAAUACUAUGAACAUUUACAACUAAAGAGCAUCAGAAUACGCGCCGACUGUAGAAUGAUAUGAUCGGUGCAAAGCUGGCAGAGUCGGGUUGUUGAGCAAACCAAAUUGUGUUUUGUUACUAUCAUCUCAUUUACAUGCAAAAUUAAGAAUAGGCAAUUAAGGGUAAUUGUGUUGCCUUUCUGGAUACUAGUAAAUUUUACAAAUUUUCCUAUCUAACUUGUUAUUAGGACUGUCUGAUUGUAUUGCAUUAAACCCUGCGGAAAGAAAAGAGAUCCCAAAAUCAUGAAGGUUACAGUUUAGACUUUA
Molecule: messenger RNA, 2679 nt
Organism: Daucus carota subsp. sativus
Lineage: Eukaryota; Viridiplantae; Streptophyta; Magnoliopsida; Apiales; Apiaceae
Exons: 16
Coding region: 618-2219 (533 amino acids)
Biological process (GO): glycolipid translocation; dolichol-linked oligosaccharide biosynthetic process
Cellular component (GO): endoplasmic reticulum membrane
Source: RefSeq, a predicted model, not a curated record